CGUACACACACACUCACAAACAAAUAUAUAAAUACACACACACUCAUAUAUAUAUAUAUCUAUAUGUCACACGCGCACAGACACAGCAAUCACCACAAAAACCACCAGUCACACAUGAGACCACAAGCAAUUUACGAAGGACGGCCUCAGACCUCUCUCUGGCCAUUCAAUUCUAUUUCUUCUUUGUCUAUUUUUUAAAGAAAUCAAAAAUAUAAAAAAAAGUUGUUGGUGGGCAGUGCUGGAACAAUUACUGUUUAGUUACAGCGACGCAGGGUUCGAAUCUGAGCUGUCCACCACCUGUACUCCGGGCCCCUUCCAAGUGCUCCCGCCAGGAAAUAAUUACGCCAUGUGUCUCUGUAUCAGGGAGUUCGCCCCUACCAGAAAUUAAACGGACCUGUUUUUUCUAGAGGCGAACGAAUAUUUUGAAUGCUGGCGGUAAAUAGUGAGAAGUAUAUUGUGUCUGUGGUCCACGGAUGUUAUUGUUAAUUCAAGGAGUGGACUUAUGAUCAAUCGACUGGCCAGACCUUUCUUUAAUAAACCUACACGAAGCCAUAACACCUAUGAAAGUCGACUCACCCUCUUUACAACGAAGGGCCUAAAGACAGAAAAAUAAAGGACCUUUAAAAUCAACACCUGACCCUUUAUUUUCUUCUUCUAUCAUCGGUCCCAUUAACAGCCGAUACUAAAGGUAAUAACAGGAUCUCCAGCUCACCCAGCUAUACUGAGAACUAAUUUUUGUUUUGAAUCAACAACGAAAUACCAUAAUCUCCUGGAAAUCCGUUGUUUCCCCCCUCCACUAUGCUCCUGGGUCUGUAUUUCCAGACCCGGGUUCUGCUAUUACUGUCCCUAAUUGCUAUUGUCGGUUCUCAGUUCCCGCAACCCCCACCUUAUUGGGAGAUCUGGUCCUCGGCGUUAACCGCAAUUCGGAACAAGACUUUCUUGUCGAAAGAAGCCAGUUACCUCGAAACUGUUUACAAUGAGUUCGAACCCAGCUUCGGCGCGCCCGGACCGAGUAAGGUUCUUCUGGAGAGAGCAGAGAGGCUGUCUUCGAUUGAUAUUUGUGAGAUGUUGGCCUCUUUGGGGAUCAAUACGAAGUGCUGCGCCCAUACGGGAAUGAUUUUCUCUUCCGUCGCCAAGAAAGAAACUUGGGCUUUACAGAUGUUGGAUUCCUUCGGAAAAUUCCCCACUGGUAUUAUGCAGGGAAACAUACACAUGGUCGGAUCUUACGAAGAGUGCCGUGCUGUGAAAGUUGCGAUCCCUGGGAACUACACUGGCCACCCAGCACUCUACCGUCCAUUCGGACCCAAGUACUGCCAACUUAUCUUUCAAGUGAAAGUGGAAGUUAUGCAGGUCCUCACCACUGCCCCUAUUCAAUAUGGUGUAUGCAUUCCGGACACUUGUUCAUCCAAAGACCUUUACCUUCUAAUAAACAAUGGAAUCCACUUGUUACCAUUCAAAAGCACCAAGAAUUACUCUGCUUUGGCCUACUGCGAAGCCGAACCAAGUUUUGAUGGCAAAGCCAUUUUCUCAAUAGUUACCUGCUCUUUGUUCCUGGCGUUGCUGGUCUUUGCAACUCUGUACCAUGUGACAUGCUAUCAAGAUCAGGUGACACAGCCUAAACCUGCAGCGUCGAACUCGACCCGGCAUGGCGUCGUCAUCAAUGCUAGUGUGGACCCUUCAGAUCCAGACACCCAUGCAGAUGAUCCUGACCAAGCCGACACAGUCAAGCUUCUUCCUGUUGUACAAAAGGAACCAAGUCUGCUAGGCAGGAUUCUAAAGUGUUUCUCGGUUUACCAUAAUGGCAGCAAACUCUUGAACACCGACCAGGCUGAAGGAACUUUGAGUUGCAUCCACGGGGUCCGCUUCCUCAGUAUGGCGUGGGUCUUGAUCGGACAUGUCUAUGCAUUUGGCAUAAUAGUAAUAAUGAACCCUACAAUUUCUUACGACAUUAUCAAAGGAUUUGCAUUCCAGGCUAUCGCCAACGCCCUGGUCUCUGUCGACUCAUUUUUCUUACUGAGUGGUCUCCUAGUCUCUUACAGUACCCUAAGGGCCAUGAAAGCCAAUGGAGGCAAGAUGAACUGGUUCUACUUCUACAUCCAUCGAUUCUGGCGUCUGACGCCGCCUUACAUGCUCUUGAUGAUGCUCUAUAUACCUUUGUUCCGAUACAUGGGACACGGCCCCUUCUGGCCCCCGCAGGGACUCGAGAAGGACUUCUGCAAAAAUUCUUGGUAUUACAAUCUUUUCUACAUCAACAAUUUUAUGCCCAACGCCUCAAAAAAUAUGUGUAUGGGAUGGAGCUGGUACCUGGCCAAUGACAUGCAGUUCUAUUGGAUCAGCCCCCUUAUUAUUAUUCCCCUCUACAAAUCGGCUAAACUCGGUCAUCUCGUUGCCCUUCUGCUCCUUGUGGCCCAUUUUGUGACAACCGCUGUCAUAGCAACGCUCAAUCACAGCGCUAUUACAUUUAUAACACAACAACAGUAAGUAGUAUUUACAUAUGGAGAUCAAGAGAUGCUUGUG
Octopus sinensis (East Asian common octopus) is the source of this 2517-nucleotide messenger RNA. RefSeq names its product nose resistant to fluoxetine protein 6. The coding region runs from base 799 to 2481 and encodes 560 amino acids. NCBI's taxonomy places the organism in Eukaryota, Metazoa, Mollusca, Cephalopoda, Octopoda, Octopodidae. The record is from RefSeq and is a predicted model, not a curated record. Gene Ontology annotation, molecular function: acyltransferase activity, transferring groups other than amino-acyl groups. The transcript is spliced from 11 exons.